Cyprinus carpio (common carp) is the source of this 4082-nucleotide messenger RNA. Its product is annotated as titin. Lineage: Eukaryota; Metazoa; Chordata; Actinopteri; Cypriniformes; Cyprinidae. Gene Ontology annotation, molecular function: transmembrane signaling receptor activity. Bases 84 to 3500 code for a protein of 1138 amino acids. Gene Ontology annotation, biological process: cell surface receptor signaling pathway. The record is from RefSeq and is a predicted model, not a curated record. The transcript is spliced from 19 exons.
CAUUAUAAGUGGUUGUAACAGGAAGUUUCUUACUCAUGCAAGGUCUUUCUUCACUGCCGGCUCUGCUUUGACUGCAACUGCAAAUGGAAAGGUUUAAAAUCUUCCUUUUGACAGUGGCAGUGAGUGUGCAAGUAAAAUCUCAAGACAGCACUACUGAACCUCCAGUUCAGAUUCCCAAGCCCCAAAUAACUCUGAAUGUAGCUCAUAAGGUGCUGUACAAAACAGAGAGAGUCACUCUGAGCUGUGAGGUCACUGGAGGACCACCAGGGUUACAGUAUGACUGGUACAAGAACUCAGAAGAUCUUGGUGAACAUCAGCACAACAUCACUGCAAGUGACAGUGGAAAAUAUGAAUGCAAAGCAACAAAAGGAGCUAUGUCAGAAAAAAGUGAUAGUUACACUUUAACUCUAGAAGAUCCGCCUCAACCACAAGUCCGGUCUGACUGGACAGAAGCAUUUCAUGGUGAAAAAGUCUCUUUGCAGUGUGUCAUUCAAGCUUCAGAAAACUGGAAUUAUAUGUGGUUCAAGGGCCAGAACAAGAUCGUCUCCAAUGAUGAAACAAACAUACAAGGAAACACUCUCACACUCUCAGUUCAGUCCAGUCAUGACGGGGAGUAUGUGUGUCAAGCUGUGCUGCAGGACAGAAAGGUGACGACAUCAAUGAGCACACCGUAUUCGUUAACAGUCCGUGAACUGCCUCAGCCGAAAUUGUCAGUAGAGUCUCAAUGGAAAACAUUUUACCCAACUGAGAAAGUGACUCUGAAGUGUUCAGUCAAAGAAGAUUCAGAUAAAUGGGGCUAUGAAUGGUUUAGAAACGGAGCUCCACUUCCCAAGGACAAGGACAAGGACAUUUCCUUGCCUGGAAACACACUGUCCAUCAGCUCAGCUAAAGCGGUUCAUUCAGGACAGUACACCUGCAGAGGAAGACAUCUGAAGAGAACGCCAGUGACUACAGGAGAAGCUGAAGCUGUGCAACUUCAUGUUAAUGAUAACACACCAAAACCAACGAUUACAAAACAUGAGUGGUUUGAACCCUUCUACAGUAAUGAGCAAGCCCAGCUUCACUGUAAUAUGCCAGGAGAUGGUUGGGAAUACCACUGGUAUAAAGGCACAAAUCUUCGGAUCACAAAUCCAGAACUGACCAUCGACUCAGUAUCUGUCACUGACACUGGUGUCUAUCACUGCAAAGCACAGAGAGGAGACUUCUCAGUGAACAGUGAGACUCUACAAGUGACAGUUAAAGAUCCGCCUCAACCACAAGUCCGGUCUGACUGGACAGAAGCAUUUCAUGGUGAAAAAGUCUCUUUGCAGUGUGUCAUUCAAGCUUCAGAAAACUGGAAUUAUAUGUGGUUCAAGGGCCAGAACAAGAUCGUCUCCAAUGAUGAAACAAACAUACAAGGAAACACUCUCACACUCUCAGUUCAGUCCAGUCAUGACGGGGAGUAUGUGUGUCAAGCUGAGCUGCAGGGCAGAAAGGUGACGACAUCAAUGAGCACACCGUAUUCGUUAACAGUCCGUGAACUGCCUCAGCUGAAAUUGUCAGUAGAGUCUCAAUGGAAAACAUUUUACCCAACUGAGAAAGUGACUCUGAAGUGUUCAGUCAAAGAAGAUUCAGAUAAAUGGGGCUAUGAAUGGUUUAGAAACGGAGCUCCGCUUCCCAAGGACAAGGACAAGGACAUUUCCUUGCCUGGAAACACACUCUCCAUCAGCUCAGCUAAAGCGGUUCAUUCAGGACAGUACACCUGCAGAGGAAGACAUCUGAAGAGAACGCCAGUGACUACAGGACAAGCUGAAGCUGUGCAACUUCAUGUUAAUGAUAACACACCAAAACCAACCAUUACAAAACAUAAGUGGUUUGAACCCUUCUACAGUAAUGAGCGAAUCCAGUUUAAUUGUAAUAUGCCAGGAGAUGGUUGGGAAUACCACUGGCAUAAAGACACAAAUCCUCGGAUCACAAAUCCAGAACUGACCAUCGACUCAGUAUCUGUCACUGACACUGGUGUCUAUCACUGCAAAGCACAGAGAGGAGACUUCUCAGUGAACAGUGAGACUCUACAAGUGACAGUUAAAGAUCCGCCUCAACCACAAGUCCGGUCUGACUGGACAGAAGCAUUUCAUGGUGAAAAAGUCUCUUUGCAGUGUGUCAUUCAAGCUUCAGAAAACUGGAAUUAUAUGUGGUUCAAGGGCCAGAACAAGAUCGUCUCCAAUGAUGAAACAAACAUACAAGGAAACACUCUCACACUCUCAGUUCAGUCCAGUCAUGACGGGGAGUAUGUGUGUCAAGCUGAGCUGCAGGGCAGAAAGGUGACGACUGCAAAAAGCACACCGUAUUCGUUAACAGUCCGUGAGCUACCUAAACCAGAACUGUCAAUCACACCUGAAUGGAAAACAUUUUACCCAACUGAAAAACUGACUCUGAAGUGUUCAGUCAAAGAAGAUUCAGAUAAAUGGGGCUAUGAAUGGUUUAGAAACGGAGCUCCGCUUCCCAAGGACAAGGACAAGGACAUUUCCUUUCCUGGAAACACACUCUCCAUCAGCUCAGCUAAAGCAGUUCAUUCAGGACAGUACACCUGCAGAGGAAGACAUCUGAAGAGAACGCCAGUGACUACAGGAGAAACUGGAGCUGUGCAACUUCUGGUUUAUGACACAACCCCAAAAGCAGCCAUUACAAAACGUGAGUGGUUUGAGCUGUUCUACACUGAGGAACGAGUCCAGCUUCACUGUAAUAUGUCAGGAGUUGGUUGGAAAUACCACUGGUAUAAAGGCACUAAUCCUCCGAUCAUAAAUCCAGAAUUGACUAUCAACUCAGUGUCUCACGCUCACACUGGUGACUAUCACUGCAAAGCACAGAGAGGAGACUUCUCAGUGAACAGUAAGACUCUACAAGUCCGAGUUCAAGCUCGUCCACCUGCAUCCCUGACUCUGGAGACUGAACUGAGCGACAUCAUGACUGGGGAUAUGACUCUGAGGUGUAACAUCACAGAUGGCAGACAGUGGAACUACACCUGGUUCAUGAACGGACAGCAGCUCAAUGAAUCCUCAAAUGUACUCAAAGUGGCAGGAAAUGAAGAAACAAUCAAAAGUGAAUUCAAGUGCAAGGGAAGAAACGUAGUGAGACCACUGUACUCCGCUCUGAGUGACGGCUUCAUAGCCAAUAAUAUUAUAUUCAAAAGAAAGAUACUGCUGGCCAUCUCAGGAUGUCUCGUCUGCUGUAUUGUAAUCCUGAUCAUUGGAUGCAUCGUUCUAAAAAUCACCCGUAAACCAGAGGUCAAAGAAACACCACAUACGGACUUGUUUUUCUCAAUGACAGACUCCAAGAACCAAACUGCUUCACCCAUGAAGGAGUACAUUGACAGCAGUCCAACAGAGCUGGAGGAACUUCAGGAAAAAGAAGAACUGAUCACUGAUCGUACUUCAGUCGUUCAUGAGGAUGGUGUGAUUAAAGAUGAAGAAACACCGGCGUCAGAAGCCAAUGGCCUGACAUCAUUUAAAGGACGCUGAACCAUUUCGCAAGCCAUCACCAUCAUCAUGGAGUUCCUGUAUUUGCACUGAGGCACAGCUAAAUGGCAUAUUCUUAUUUUAAAAUGACUGCAUAUAGCACAGCACUUUGUGUAGUAGCAGCUGCACUUCUAAAAACUAAAAACUAGCUUGUUUAUGGUUUCUAAAAAUGUAGAACUGAACUGCAGUGUUGUGGAGACAUACAGCUGUAAAUAAAGACGGUGAAUGUAGGGGGAGAUGAAUAACAGACAGCAAGAAGUUACAAUUAUCAGAAGAAAAAAAUAUUUCUGUAUAUAUCUGCACAUACUCAUAACAUCUGAUUCAUAUUGCAAAUAUUACAACACAACAGCAUAGAAAACAAAAACUAUUGAUUUGUAAUGCAUCUAGUGGAUAAUUGUGUUAUUGUAAUUUAUCGGCAUAUUGAACAAAAGCUUUUAAUUUUUUUCCCUCUGUAUAAGUGCCUUUUUUUUAUUGAAGAUCUUUUCUUAAAAGUAUAUGUUUUUUUUUUCUUCUGCUUUCUAUUAAGAUCGUUUUAAGUGUUUUGGUUUUGGAUUAUUUACCUUUAAAUAAACAUGUUUAGUUCAA